Molecule: messenger RNA, 1358 nt
Organism: Neodiprion virginianus
Lineage: Eukaryota; Metazoa; Arthropoda; Insecta; Hymenoptera; Diprionidae
Gene: MED20
Product: mediator of RNA polymerase II transcription subunit 20
Exons: 5
Coding region: 153-773 (206 amino acids)
Biological process (GO): regulation of transcription by RNA polymerase II
Cellular component (GO): mediator complex
Molecular function (GO): transcription coactivator activity
Source: RefSeq, a predicted model, not a curated record
CUGGCGGAGCUUCAUUGUCACUGUCAGGAAUAGUCUAGAUUGUAAACACAGAGUUGCCUACUCAUCUCUGGUAAACAAGUGUCUCGUUUCUAUCAGUUGUGUGACUUGAGUGCUUUUUUUCAGUUCGAUUAUUUGUUGACAGAAAAGAAACAAUGGGUGUGACAGUGCUACAGCAAUUUCCCAUGUCGGAGAACCGGACCGGCCCCCAGACGAUCGAAUUCCUCACAAAGCGAGUCGUCGCCCUCGGAGCUGUUCAGACAGGGCAGUUUCUGGUCGAUUGCGAAACUUACCAAUCGGUGCCUCAGUUAGGUUCCCCGAAGACCGUCCACGUCCUGCACAACUCCGAACAGCCGGCCUCCGUUUUCGCCGUACUCGAGUCGGGGACCAAGGUGGUUCCUCUUAUCGCGGACGGUCUCUUUGACCUUCUCAUGCUGAAGAUGACCAGCAUAUACACGAGUAAAAAGCAGACCAAGGUCGAGGCCAAGGGACCGAGAUUCGAAAUCGGCGACUUCUGCGUUAAACUCGGAAGCGUCACGAUGAGCCAGAACUUCAAGGGCGUUCUUGUCGAGGUCGAAUAUCGGCCCUGCGUCAUUCCGGGUAGCUCGUGGGAGUUGAUGAGAGAAUUUCUACAAGGUUUCCUCGGAUCAGCUGUACCGAAUCAAGCUCCUCAGUAUUUACAAAAUCGAAUGAAUGAGAUUUAUCAACCUAUGGAUACCAUACAGCAAUAUUUGGAGCAUUUUGGACAGUACAGAAAAUCUACCAGCGUCAUAUAAGCUACAGUCACUUAUCGUCAAAUACAGUGUUACAACAUCCCAAAAAGACUUAAUCUCUGUGUCUUAUUCAACUUUAUGAUACUUAUAAUCGGGAGAUUAAAUAGAAAUCCAAAAAUCUUACCCGUCUUGUAUGAAUUUUUAACAUAGAUAAUUAUGCUCAGUAUUAAAAUCUAUUGGUAUGUCAUCGCAUUCACGAAUAAAGAGUUUCGAUCGGCAUGUAAAAGCUUCAUUGAAUUAAUAAGAAGAAUUUAUGAAUGCUCAAGGCGUCUUCCAAGUUUUAUUUUUAGGCAGGGGAACCUUGAAGAAUAGUUCCAAAACUUUUGUAACGAGAUUAUGUUUCUUCCUAAUCACACUGAAGUUGACAAAUAUAUGUAACAUUUAUAUACGAAUUGAUAUUGUGAUAAAUAAGUAAGUUCCAGAAAUUCCUGUCACAUGCCUAUAAGUUGUUUUCGAUAAUUUUUUGCAUGUAAUAUAUUUGACUUGUGCAUACAUAGUGAUAAUCAGCAGGUUAUGAUUAAUCAGUUUCAGACACAGUAAUUUCAAAAGUUUCUGAUAACUCUUCUGAAAACGCGAUUGAAAAUAAAA